AAAUUUUCUUAUUACAUUACAUUUCAUUUCUUCUGAAUGCGAUGUUCAGUUACAUAGAACUCUUCCACGGAGAGUGAAUUUUUGAGCAAACUGCAGAGUGAUUCCACCUAACCUUCGAGUCAUCUAGUCCUCCUACAUGUCUAAAACCCUUCUCUCUCGUAUCGAAACCCUCCGCAACUGCAAACCGAAAUCAUCUUCCCCCUUCUCCAGCCAUCUCAGAGGCGACAUCAAGAGGCUUGUUAAUGACAGCAUUCAAAUUCUCAAGUCCCACGAGCAAUGGGAACAAUCCCUUCAAACCCAUUUUACUGAAUCCGAUAUACCCAUCAUAGACGUUACCCAUUUCGUUUUAGACCGAAUUGAUGAUGUAGAACUGGGUUUGAAGUUCUUCGAUUGGGCGUCAAAGAAUUCCCCCUCCGGUUCUUUAAAUGGGACUUCCUACUCUUCGCUGUUAAAGCUACUAUCGAGGUUUAGAGUGUUUCCGGAGAUUGAGUUCACACUCGAAGAAAUGAAAACUAAAGAAACCAUCCCGACCCGUGAAGCGUUGAGUAAUGUACUUUGCGCAUAUGUGGAUGUUGGGUCGGUUGAUAAAGCUCUUGAGGUCUAUCAUGGCGUCGCCAAGUUGCACAACAGUCUUCCAAGUAUGUAUGCUUGCAAUUCUUUGCUUAAUUUGCUCGUUAAACACCGUAGGUUUGAAACUGCACACCAACUGUAUGAUGAAAUGGUUGAUAGAGAUAAUGGGGAUGGCAUUCAUGUGGAUUAUUAUACCACUUGUAUCAUGGUGAGGGGCUUAUGUUUGGAAGGUAGAAUUGAGGAUGGUAGGAAGCUGAUUGAAUCUAGAUGGGGGAAAGGAUGUGUGCCCAACGUUGUGUUUUACAAUACACUCAUUGAUGGAUAUUGCAAGAAAGGUGAGGUUGAAAGUGCGUAUGAACUUUUUAAGGAAUUGAAGACGAAAGGAUUUAUUCCUACGUUACAAACUUUUGGUUCCUUGGUAAAUGGAUUUUGCAAGAUGGGAAUGUUUGAAGCUAUUGAUCUUCUUUUGUUGGAAAUGAAAGACAGGGGCUUCAGUGUAAAUGUUCAGAUAUAUAAUAACAUUAUUGAUGCUCAAUAUAAGCUCGGUUGUGACAUUAAAGCAAAGGAUACACUUAAAGAAAUGUCUGAGAAUUCCUGUGUACCAGAUCUUGUGACUUAUAAUACUCUAAUAAACUAUCUAUGUAGCAGGGGGGAGGUCAAGGAAGCUGAGAAGCUCUUGGAACAAACAAUAAGGAGAGGAUUGGCACCGAAUGAGUUCACUUAUACCCCUCUUGUUCAUGGGUACUGUAAACGAGGGGAAUAUACUAGGGCCACAGAUUUGCUCAUUGAGAUGUCAACAAGAGGGCUUGAAAUUGAUAUGAUUUCGUACGGAGCUUUAAUCCAUGGACUUGUUGUUGCAGGGGAAGUCGAUAUUGCAUUGACAAUCCGCGACAGAAUGAUGAACCAAGGAAUCUUGCCUGAUGCGAAUAUCUACAAUGUUUUGAUGAAUGGACUUUUCAAGAAAGGGAAACUUUCCAUGGCAAAGGUGGUGCUUUCUGAGAUGCUUGAUCAAAAUAUAGCUCCUGAUGCAUUUGUUUAUGCUACUUUAGUGGAUGGGUUCAUUAGGCUUGGCAAUCUUGAUGAGGCCAAGAAACUCUUUCAGCUCAUUAUUGAAAAGGGUCUAGACCCCGGUGUUGUUGGAUAUAAUGUCAUGAUCAAAGGUUUCUCAAAAUUUGGGAUGAUGGACAAUGCAAUUUUAUGCAUUGAUAGAAUGAGGAGUGCACAUCAUGUUCCUGACGUAUUUACUUUCUCCACCAUAAUUGACGGAUACGUAAAACAACACAACAUGAAUGCUGUGCUGAAGAUCUUUGGACUGAUGGUGAAGCAGAACUGCAAGCCUAACGUUGUUACUUACACCUCUUUGAUCAAUGGAUAUUGCCGCAAGGGAGAAACUGAGAUGGCUGAAAAACUUUUUAGCAUGAUGCGAUCUCAUGGGUUGGAGCCUAGUGUUGUGACAUACACUAUACUUAUAGGAAGCUUUUGCAAAGAAGCUAAGCUUGGAAAAGCUGUGUCAUAUUUUGAGCUUAUGUUGAUUAACAAAUGCACUCCUAAUGAUGCUGCAUUUCAUUAUCUAGUCAAUGGGUUUACAAAUACAAAAGCUACUGCAGUUUCAGGAGGACCAAAUAAUCUUCGUGAGAAUUCCAGAUCGAUGUUUGAGGACUUCUUUUCGAGAAUGAUAGGUGAUGGAUGGACGCGAAAGGCUGCUGCUUACAAUUGUAUUCUCAUUUGUCUUUGUCAGCAAAGAAUGGUUAAAACUGCCUUGCAAUUGCGCAAUAAAAUGCUGUCUUUGGGACUUUGUUCUGAUGCUGUUUCUUUUGUUGCAUUGAUACAUGGCAUUUGCUUGGAAGGAAACUCAAAAGAAUGGAGGAACAUAAUUUCUUGUGAUUUGAAUGAAGGAGAACUUCAAAUUGCCUUGAAAUACUCACUUGAACUAGACAAGUUCAUAACUGAGGGAGGUAUUUCUGAGGCUUCAGGCAUUUUGCAGGCUAUGAUUAAGGGUUACGUGUCUCCUAAUCAGGAUUUGAACAAUUUGAAGGAGCCAAAUAUGGAGAAUGGUAAGGAACUGAGAUAGCUCAAUCUGUACAACUAAAAGAAAUUUGAACUACUUUAUGCUGGCCCUAUCUGUGAGUUGGGUUUUCUUAGAUAGUUAGACGUCAGCAGACAGCCCAUUUUUACAUCCUGGCUUAUAGGUAUCGGCAAACAAAAGCUAGAGAGCCUUUGAGACAAGCAUUUCUAGGUUCAAUGAUGUAUACCAUAUUAGAGAAAUAAAAAGUUGUGUUUGAAAAAUAAA
Messenger RNA from Cucumis melo (muskmelon), 2860 nucleotides. RefSeq names its product pentatricopeptide repeat-containing protein At1g52620. The record is from RefSeq and is a predicted model, not a curated record. Gene Ontology annotation, molecular function: protein binding. The transcript has a single exon. Lineage: Eukaryota; Viridiplantae; Streptophyta; Magnoliopsida; Cucurbitales; Cucurbitaceae. The coding region runs from base 137 to 2641 and encodes 834 amino acids.